Messenger RNA from Cuscuta europaea, 910 nucleotides. The record is from the annotation of a GenBank genome assembly. NCBI's taxonomy places the organism in Eukaryota, Viridiplantae, Streptophyta, Magnoliopsida, Solanales, Convolvulaceae.
CACAAAAAUUUAUCAAACAAUUUCACCGGGAAGACCCUCAAACGAAAAGUCCGCGCGGCCCUCCCUGUCAGCACCUGACAGGAUAAGUUCUCUAGACAUAAUUAUCACAGGUCCAAUAGAGUAGUGACAUAAAAAUAUGACCCUCAUAAAAGAGCAACAUGAAUCGCUAACCACGAAACGGGAUUGACACAAUUAUCACUGGUCCAAUAGAUCCUUAUACUUUUAAUGACAUAAAAAUAAGCUAAAAUAAGAUUAGCAACAAAAACUUUAGCAAAAAAACAAACAACAAAAUAAUACUGCCUCCGUCCCAUAAAAUAAGUCUCAUUUCAAUUUGGAUCGGAGUUUAAGAAAAUGGGAAUAAAGUGGAAAUGUAUGAUUGUGGUUGAGUAAGAAAAAAGUAAAUGAAUGUUAGCCACACAAAACUUUCCAAAAAGGAAAAAUGGGGACAAUUUUUUGGGACGGCCAAAAAAAAGGGACUUAUUUUAUGGGACGCAGAGAGUAAUAAAUAAUAGAAAAAGUUUCUCGAACCCUAACACGUCGUUCAACCCAUUUCGGUGGUUCAGGAGGAGUCCGGAUUAUCAGUACUGUUGUGACUUCCAUCACCGGCCAAACUCUGGACCGCCAUAUUCAUCUCCAUGUGCUUUUGCACGUCACCGUCAACAAUCCCCAGUUGUAGUACUCUGUAUCGAUGACCCAAGACCUAUGAAGCAUUCAUAUUUCCAAAUUUUGAAACUCCAGCAAGCAGAACAAUCUCAAUCCAAUCGAGAACAUAAAACACGAUCCAGAAACCAAAUCUAACUCAUAGAUCCCAAUCCAAUCCACACAAGUAGAUUCAGCUAUGCAGGGGCCACCCAAACUCGAUAGCUAUGAUGAAUUUGUUACCUUCAAAGAGAACACUAUUUUCACUACU